Molecule: messenger RNA, 699 nt
Organism: Patella vulgata (common limpet)
Lineage: Eukaryota; Metazoa; Mollusca; Gastropoda; Patellidae
Product: atrial natriuretic peptide receptor 2-like
Exons: 4
Coding region: 1-699 (232 amino acids)
Biological process (GO): cGMP biosynthetic process; intracellular signal transduction; receptor guanylyl cyclase signaling pathway
Molecular function (GO): peptide receptor activity; guanylate cyclase activity
Source: RefSeq, a predicted model, not a curated record
AUGGGGGAUUGGAUAUAUCGAUAUGCUUCAUUCUUGGAAACCAAAACAUCAGAACUAAAUGAUGAAAAGAAAUUAACAGAUAAUCUUUUAUACCAAAUGCUACCCAGAACAGUUGCCGAACAACUUAAGGGUAACAAAACUGUUAGUGCAGAAACAUUCGAAGAAGUGACUAUAUAUUUUUCAGAUAUCGUAGGAUUUACGUCUAUUUCGGCGGCCAGUACACCCAUGCAAAUAGUGGAAUUGUUAAAUACGCUAUAUUCAACGUUUGAUGGUAGAAUUGAUACUUAUGAUGUAUAUAAAGUAGAAACAAUUGGAGAUGCUUAUAUGGUAGCUAGUGGUCUUCCUGAAAGAAACGGUGACAAGCAUGUUGAAGAAAUAGCCACCAUGUCAAUAGAUUUAUUAACAGCUGUAAAACAGGUUAAUGUACCAAUACCAAUAGAAAACGAUUGUCUUCAGAUGCGUAUAGGUAUACACACAGGACCAUGUGUAGCUGGUGUUGUAGGUAUAAAGAUGCCUAGAUAUUGUUUAUUUGGUGAUACUGUAAAUACAGCUUCUAGAAUGGAAUCUACAAGUCAAGCAUUAAAGAUCCAUAUUAGUAAAGCUACCAGAGAUAAACUGGUAUUAACUGGUCGUUAUUUUAUAUCAACCAGAGGAGAACUCGAUAUAAAGGUGUGUUUAAUUUCCUGUCAUAUUCAUUAA